Messenger RNA from Penicillium waksmanii, 480 nucleotides. Its product is annotated as acc synthase. Bases 1 to 480 code for a protein of 159 amino acids. Gene Ontology annotation, biological process: amino acid metabolic process; biosynthetic process. The record is from RefSeq and is a predicted model, not a curated record. The transcript has 3 exons. Gene Ontology annotation, molecular function: transaminase activity; pyridoxal phosphate binding. Lineage: Eukaryota; Fungi; Ascomycota; Eurotiomycetes; Eurotiales; Aspergillaceae.
AUGAACGACGGGACUGAGCUUUAUGAAAAGGACUUUGCCGCAUGUGGAAUGCGAUUAGGCUGUGUGAUCUCGCAAAAUAAAGAAUUUAACAAAGCGAUCCGAGCUCUUUGCCUCGCAGCAACAUUGCUAGAAGACCAGGAGUUCAUUCGAAAGUUCUUAGCAAAGUCGCAUACACUCCUACUUCGGAAUAGACUAUUAGCAGAAGAACUCCUCAAACAAGCCGGUAUUGACUUUUAUGACAAAGGGAAUGCAGGAUUCUUCAUCUGGAUCGAUUUGAGUCCGCAUCUUCGCAGUGAAAAUACUGAAGGAGAUGCAUGGGCUGCUGAAAGACUUCUUUCGGGUCGCUUCGCACAGGCAGGUGUCAUCAUGUCUACUGGUGAACAGUAUCAAGCCCAAGAGCCUGGUAGAUUUCGGAUUAUAUUUUGUGUGGACGAAGAGACUCUGCGGGAGGGGAUUAGAAGGUUAGUUCAAUGUGCCUAG